This is a messenger RNA of Candida tropicalis MYA-3404, 504 nucleotides long. RefSeq lists its product as uncharacterized. The coding region runs from base 1 to 504 and encodes 167 amino acids. The transcript has a single exon. Lineage: Eukaryota; Fungi; Ascomycota; Pichiomycetes; Serinales; Debaryomycetaceae. The record is from RefSeq and is a predicted model, not a curated record.
AUGAUGAGAGAAAUAGAAAAUGACUGCAAAUUGAAUUAUUUCUAUAUUUCUUCCACAUUCCCGGAUCCUGCAAAAUUUAUUUGCGUGUGUGUGUGUGUGUGUGAAUGGAAAACGUUGCUUAUCCAAAAACGUAUUCUGCGGCAAUUUAAAUUUGUCAGCCAAUCAGAUCGCAGGAAAAUGCCCGCCGGUUACUUUGAAGAAAAAAAAAAUGCAAGGGCGUGUAAUCCCGGGACCAGAUUAUUCACGCACCAAAAGAAAUUCUUCCGUGGGUGUAGGAUUUCGCCCGCAGCGUACCAAUCAUACGCGGUGAUAGGGGAGCACACACGCCCAGCAAGAAAGGAAACCUUUUUUUCUAAUCAAUCAAUCAACGUUGCGUUCUUUUUUUUUAUUUUAUUCACUCGCUUCUUCUCAAUUGCUUUGAAACAGAAAAAAAAAAUUUUCUUUCACUUCUUGUUACUUUCUUUUCUUCUUGAUCUUACUUCUUGUUGGUUAAUAUUUUUAUAG